Messenger RNA from Vicia faba (fava bean), 3825 nucleotides. NCBI's taxonomy places the organism in Eukaryota, Viridiplantae, Streptophyta, Magnoliopsida, Fabales, Fabaceae. The record is from the annotation of a GenBank genome assembly.
AUGGCUGCAGCUGCAACUAUGAUAGGAGGUGCUUUUCUCUCUGCAACUGUUCAAUCCUUAGUUGAGAAACUUGCCUCAACAGAGUUUCUUGAUUACAUCCGAAACACCAAGCUGGAUGUCUUCCUCUUGAGAAAGUUACAAACAACCUUGCUCACUCUUCAGGCUGUGCUGGAUGAUGCAGAAGAAAGGCAGAUCAACAAUCUUGCUGUCAAAAAAUGGCUAGAUGACUUGAAAGAUGUUGUCUUAGAUGCUGAGGAUUUGGUCAAUCAAAUAAGUUAUGAUUCCCUUCGAUGCAAGAUGGAGAAUACACAAGCUGGAAGCAAAACUAAUCAGGUUUGGAACUUUCUUUCCUCUCCUUUUAAAAACUUCAAUAGAGAUAUCAAUUCCCAAUUGAAGAUCAUGUGUGAAACCCUUGAACCUUUUGCACAACACAAAGAUACCCUUGGAUUGCAAACAAAAAGUGCUAGAGUUUCUCGAAGACCGCCUUCAAGUUCAGGGGUUAAUGAAUCUGUCAUGGUUGGUAGGAGUGAUGAUAAAAAUAUAAUCAUCAAUAUGCUUGUAUCAGACUGCGGCACUAGCAAAAAUAAUAAUUUAGGCGUUGUUGCAAUUUUGGGCAUGGGAGGUGUCGGAAAAACGACCCUUGCACAACUUGUUUACAAUGAUGAAAAAGUUGAAGAAUAUUUUGAUUUCAAAGUCUGGGUUUGUGUAUCAGAGGACUUCGAUGUUGUGAGAGUAACCAAGUCUCUCCUUGAAUCAGUUGUUAGAAAUACACCAUCUGCUACUUCAAAGGUUUGGGAAAGCGAUAAUCUUGAUAUUCUGCGAGUUGAAUUAAAGAAAAAUUCAAGGGAGAAAAGAUUUUUAUUUGUGUUGGAUGACCUGUGGAAUGACAACUACAAUGAUUGGGAUGAGCUAGUGAGUCCCCUCAUUGAUGGAAAACCUGGAAGUUCAGUGAUUAUAACAACACGCCAAGAAAAAGUUGCAGAGAUGGCAAAGACAUUUCCAAUUUAUAAAUUAUACCCUCUGUCACAUGAAGAUUGUUGGUCUAUACUCUCAAAACAUGCAUUGGAAAAUGAUGAAUAUCACGACAGUAAAAACAUAGCCCUUGAAGAGAUUGGUAGGAAGAUUGCAAGAAAGUGUGGUGGAUUGCCAAUAGCUGCUAAAACACUGGGAGGACUUCUACGUUCAAGAGUAGACACAACCGAAUGGACUGCAAUUUUGAAUAGCGAUGUAUGGAACUUACCGAAUGAUAACAUUAUGCCGGCUUUGCAUUUAAGUUACCAAUAUCUUCCGACUCAUUUGAAAAGAUGUUUUGCAUAUUGUUCAAUUUUUCCAAAGGAUUAUCCACUUGAUAGGAAAACAUUGAUUUUGUUGUGGAUGGCAGAGGGCUUCCUAGAUUGUUCUCACGGGGGAAAAUUGGUAGAGGAAGUAGGUGAUGAUUGCUUUGCUGAAUUGUUGUCUAGAUCCUUAAUUCAACAAUCAAAUGAUGGUGCUCGUGGCAAAUUGUUUUACAUGCAUGACCUUAUCAACGAUUUAGCUACAUCAGUAUCUGGAAAAAUUUGUUGUAGGUCUGAAUUUGGUGACAUCCCUCAAAACGUUCGUCAUUUAUCAUAUAUUCAAGAAGAGUAUGAUAUUUUCGUGAAGUUUAGGCCUUUCUACAAUUAUAAAUGCUUGCGAAGCUUCCUGCCCAUUACUUCUAGGGGGUGGUCACACAAGUACUUAUCCAUCAAGGUGGUUGAUGAUCUGCUACCACUAUUCAAAAGGUUACGCGUGUUAUCGCUAUCAAAGUAUACAAACAUCACUAAGUUACCAGAUUCAAUUGGCAAUUUAGUGCAGUUGCGGUAUCUAGAUCUUUCAUACACUAAAAUCAAAUGUUUGCCUGAUACAGUAUGUAACCUUUACAAUUUGCAAACUUUGAAUUUAUUAUGUUGCUACAAUCUCACUGAAUUGCCAGUGCAUAUGGGAAAUUUAAUCAGUUUACGUCACCUUGAUAUAAGUGGGACUUACUUAAAAGAGUUGCCUAUGGAAAUUGGUGGACUAGAAAACCUCCAAACUUUGACUGUUUUUUUAGUGGGAAAGCGACAUGAAGGGUUAAGUAUCAAAGAGCUAGAGAAAUUCCCAAACCUACAAGGAAAGUUUACCAUAAAAAACCUACACAAUGAUGUUGAUGCAAAAGAGGCAGAAGAAGCCAACCUGAAAAACAAAGAGAAAAUUGAGAAGUUAGAGUUGACAUGGGGAAAACAAAGUGAAGAUUCACUACAAGUGAAAGUUGUGCUUGAAAUGUUGCAACCACCAAUAAGCUUGAAGAGGCUAAAAAUUAACUUGUACGGUGGGACAAGUUUUCCGAAUUGGUUGGGAAAUUCUUCGUUUUCUAACAUGGUGUCCCUUGAAAUUUGUAAUUGUAAAUAUUGCAUGACACUUCCACCGCUAGGUCAACUACCUUCUCUCAAGAAGCUGAGUAUAUCGAAUUUGUCGUUAUUGGAGACAAUUGGCCCAGAGUUCUAUUGUGUUGAGGAAGGAGAAUGUUCCAAUUCUACCUUCCAACCAUUUCCUUCCCUUGAGCAUAUGAAAUUUUACAACAUGCCAAAUUGGAAGGAUUGGAUUUCCUUUGAAAGCAUAAAUUUUGCAUUUCCAAAACUUAGAACUAUGGUGUUACAUAAUUGUCCUGAACUAAGGGGAGAUUUGCCUAGCCACCUUUCAUGCAUGGAAGAAAUUGAAACAGGAGGUUGUUAUAAGAUACUGGAAACACCCCGUACUUUGAAUUGGCUAUCGACAAUCAAAAGAGUAAUAAUUAGAGAAGAUACUGAUGCUCAACAUGCAGCUGCAGAAAGUUACCCAAUGUUUAUACCUAAAACGUUCAUGAGUAGUAUUUGUCUUACUCAUUUGGAACUCAGAAAUAUUGAAUCUCUCACUGCAUUUCCCACAAAUGGUCUACCCACUUCAUUGCAGUCGCUUCGUAUUCACAUGUGUGAGAAGUUAUCCUUCAUGCCUUUCGAAACAUUUCAAAAUUACACGUCACUCGUGAGUCUUGCUAUCUGGCAUAGCUGUGACUCACUUACAUCAUUUCCACUUGAUGGUUUCCCCGCGCUCCAAACACUUUCCAUUAAAGAUUGCAGGAGUAUGAAUUCCAUUUAUAUUUCCGAAAGUCCUUCACGUCGGCCGUCAGCCCUCCAAUCACUUGCCAUCAGAUCAAUUGAAACACUUAAAGUCAAUCUUCGGUUGGACACGCUCACCAAUCUUGAACAUUUGUAUUUUCGGUGUUCUGGAAAGUUGUCAUUUUGUGAAGGAGUUUGUCUACCCUCCAAAUUACAAUCAAUUGAGAUUUCUUUUAAAGGAACAAAUCUGCAUGUAAAGGAAUGGGGUCUCCAAGACCUAACCGCUCUUUCAAGAUUGACAAUUCAAGAAAAGGGUGAAAUGGAAAACACCUUGACGAUGGAAUCGUUGCUCCCCAUCUCCCUUGUGUCUCUCACUGUCAGUAAUAUGUCCUUUGGGCUUCGACACCUCUCGUCUCUCCAACAUCUCCGAUUCAACCAUCUCAAGUCAUUGCCAGAAAAUUGUCUCCCUUCCUCGCUGAAAUCACUUGGAUUUAGUGACUGUCAACAUCUCAAGUCAUUGCCAGAAAAAUGCCUUCCUUCCUCGCUGAAUUCACUUAAACUUGGGUAUUGUGAACACUUAGAGUCAUUACCGGAAGACAGCUUACCUGCCUCUCUUAAGAAACUGACCAUCACAGGUUGCCCAUUGUUAGAAGAAAGGUAUAAAAGGAAGGAAAAUUGGUCCAAAAUUGCUCACAUUCCUUUCAUAAAAAUAAAUGACCAAGUCACAAUAUGA